CCGGCGGGAGAGGUGGCUCGGCAGCCCGGGGCUGCAGCCCGGGCCGGGCUGCGCUGCGCUGCGCUGCGCUGGGGGAGCAGGUUUCUUUGUUGGCUGCCGGGUGACUGGUUCCCAUUAAUCUCCCGCACUGGUCGUGGCCGUCUCCACUUCCUGCCUUUGCAUACUUUUCUCUCCCUCGAUCUCAGUCCCUUCCCACCCCCUUCCCUCCCCCCUUUCUUUCCCUCUUCCCAGCUUCUCCAAAAAAGCUACAAUCUCCCGGGCUGCGGGACGGGGGCUGCAGGCGGCCGGCGGAGGGAGCGCAUCCCCGCGCACCUCGGGAGAGACUCCAGGUGUGCCUGGUGAGGGCUCCUGCUGUGCACUCACCCUGCUCAGUGCAUGUCUGCUCCUGUGCCUCACGUGGCUGCUCCAUCCCCAUCCCGGGGCCAGGCGUGUAGGAAGGAGUGUGCUCAACCAGUCAGAAAGGGGAAGCGUAUCUGAAAUAAGAAACUCAGCAUCAGCUGCAUAAACAUGAAAGAAUACAGGAAGUCCUGCAUGACCUUAUGAAUACCUGUGCUAAUUAAGUCACUGGCUUGGUACUGGGAGAACAGCAAGAUAAUAACAGAGUUUUGUCUGGGAAAUACAAAUCUGAGAAUGGAGUGGAAAGGGAAAUGCUCCAAAUUUCAGAUAUCCACAUUUCUAGGAAGCAGAAAUGACCAUGACUGCCAACAAGAACAGCAGUGUCAACAGCAGAGCUGGAGGGAGUAAAGUGCCUCAGGACACUCUGGAUAGGUGCCAGUCAGCUACUCCGCCGCCCCUGCUGUCCCCUCAAAGGAGCCCUGCCUACCCCCUCAGUGACAGUGAGGACUCCUCCCGCUCUACUGGGCUCUCCAGAGUCUCCAGCUCCAGGCUGUGCCUCAAGGACUGGAACAGCCGCACGUCUACGCUGCGCAGCACCUCCACGAGCCCGUCGGACACCGACUCGCCGAGCCGCCCCCUCAAAGCCAUCAGCGUGGGUGCUCUGGAUAAAAGGCUGUCCGUGUUCAAGGCCGACCAAAAGGAGAGCCCAAAUGAGGGUCAAGAUGGGGAAGCAGUAGGGAGCCAUCCACUCACCCGGAGCACUCUGUCCUUGGGCACUGCCACCAAGUUAAGGACCCUCUCCAGCAGCAGGGUGAGCGUCCGCUCGCAGACGCUGGACAUCAGGCAGAAGAUCACAGAAUGGGAGUGCCGCCGGGAGCUGUCCCCCAGGGCCAGCGUGUGUAUGGACAAGAGGGAUGCUGGGGAGAGGUCGGGCAGUGAGAGCUGCCCCAGCGUGCUGACCUCUCCCUGCAGCGACAAGACAUUUGAUUUCAAAGGGUUCAGAAGAAUGAGCCGAACAUUUUCCGAGUGCUCUUACCCGGAAACAGAGGAGGAGGAACUGCUGGACAGGGAUUCCUGCCAUCGGUUUGACAAGAGACCGGGCAGGAGCGAACCUCCUUCUGCCACUUUCCUUAAGAGCCAUGUGAGGAAAGAGUCUUCUGCUGUGCUCAACAGAAUCCAGAAGAUUGAGCAGGCACUGAAGGAGCAGUCAGGCAGAGGCCUCCCCCAGUUACCGAGUAGCUGCUACAGCGUUGACAAAGGGAGGAAAAAGUCUGGGACUCUGCCUGCUGUGGAGGGACUGAGUGAAACCCCGAGUGAUAGCAAAGGCGGGGGUGUUACUUUGGGGAGUGAACCAGAAACCCCUCCCGAGGCUGAGAAAAGCAGUAAAACAAAACAGGGCAUAACUGCGAACUCCGGGGGUCCCAAAGCGCUCCUGGAAAGCACACCCAACAGCGCCGUGAAUCCCGUCCCCAAGCCCAAACGCACCUUCGAGUACGAGGCAGACAAGUCCCACAAGAGCAAACCAAGCAAUGGCCUACCUCCAUCUCCCACACCUGCUGCUCCUCCUCCCCUCCCGUCCACGCCCGCGCCCCCCGUGACCAGAAGGCAGAAGAAGGAGUCGCGCUUUCACCGAAAAUCCCAGAACAGAAAAUCCUUUGAGUUUGAGGAUGCCUCAAGCCUGCAUUCCCUGUACCCUCCCUCCCCGACUGAAAAUGGAACCGAGAGCCAGCAUAAAUUUGGAUCCAAGAGCACUUUAGAAGAAAAUGCCUAUGAAGACAUUGUAGGCGAGUCACCCAAGGAAAACCCGUACGAGGAUGUGGAGCUGAAAGGCCGUCACGGGGGGCGAAAAUCCCAUCCGCUGUCCGAGAACUCCCUAGAUUCCCUGCACAGGAUGUGGACGCCGCAGAACAGGAAAUACACGGCACCUCCGCAGCUGCCCUCGAAGGCCGGCAGCCACUCCCUGCGCGUGGGGAACUGGUCGGAGAGGAAGAGCCACCGCCUGCCGCGGCUGCCCAAGCGGCACAGCCACGAUGACAUGCUGCUGCUGGCCCAGCUGGGCAUCCCCUCGUCCCCCUCCAGCCUCACCGAGGACAGCCUGAGCACGGCCAGCGAGCUGCUGUCCACGCGCCGCGCCAGGAGGAUCCCCAAGCUUGUCCAAAGAAUCAAUUCCAUCUACAGUGCAAAAAGGGGGAAAAAGCGACUGAAGAAACUUUCUAUGUCCAAUAUUGAGACAGCAUCCCUUCGAGAUGACAACAGCGAGAGUGAGAGUGACUCAGAUGACAGGUUUAAAGCUCACACCCAGCGCCUGGUGCACAUCCAGUCAAUGCUGAAGAGGGCUCCAAGCUAUCGAACCCUGGAGCUGGAGCUGAUUGAGUGGCAGGAGCGGGAGUUAUUUGAGUAUUUUGUGGUAGUGUCCCUGAAAAAGAAGCCCUCUAAAAACACUUACCUCCCAGAAGUGACAUACCAGUUUCCCAAGCUGGAGAGGCCGACCAAGCAGAUGCGGGAAGCGGAGGAGCGCCUCAAGGCCAUCCCACAGUUCUGCUUCCCUGAUGCCAAGGACUGGCUCCCUGUCUCUGAGUAUAACAGUGAGACCUUCUCUUUCAUGCUGACUGGGGAGGAUGGGAGCCGGCGGUUCGGGUACUGCAGGAGGCUCUUGCCCAAUGGAAAAGGCCCCCGCCUACCUGAAGUUUACUGUGUCAUCAGCCGCCUGGGGUGCUUUGACUUGUUUUCUAAGAUCCUGGAUGAGGUUGAAAGGAGAAGGGGAAUAUCUGCUGCCCUGGUUUAUCCAUUUAUGAGAAGUCUGAUGGAAUCUCCUUUUCCUGCACCUGGAAAGACAAUCAAAGUCAAAACCUUCCUGCCUGGAGCUGGAAAUGAGGUCAUCGAGCUGCGGAGGCCCAUGGACUCCCGCCUGGAGCACGUGGACUUCGAGUGCCUCUUCAGGUGCCUGAGCGUGCGGCAGAUCAUCCGCAUCUUCGCCUCGCUCCUGCUCGAGCGCCGUGUCAUCUUCGUGGCGGACAAGCUCAGCACCCUGUCGAGCUGCUCCCACGCUGUAGUGGCCCUGCUGUACCCCUUCUCCUGGCAGCACACCUUCAUUCCUGUCCUGCCCUCGUCCAUGAUUGACAUCGUGUGCUGCCCUACCCCCUUCCUGGUGGGACUGCUCUCCAGCUCUCUGCCCAAACUCAAGGACCUGCCUGUAGAGGAGGCUUUGAUGGUUAACCUGGGAUCUGAUCGAUUCAUCAGACAGAUGGAUGAUGAAGACACACUAUUGCCUAGAAAAUUGCAAGCUGCUCUGGAGCAGGCUCUAGAGAGAAAGAAUGAACUGAUAAAUCAGGAUUCAGAUAGUGAUUCAGAUGAUGAAUGUAACACCCUGAAUGGAUUAGUGUCUGAGGUUUUUAUCCGAUUCUUUGUGGAGACAGUUGGCCAUUAUUCCCUGUUCCUAACCCAGAAUGAAAAAGGAGAGCGUGUCUUCCAAAGGGAGGCUUUCCGUAAAUCUGUGGCCUCCAAGAGUAUCCGCCGCUUCUUGGAAGUUUUCAUGGAAUCCCAAAUGUUCGCUGGCUUCAUCCAGGACAGAGAGCUGAGGAAAUGCAGGGCUAAAGGGCUCUUCGAGCAGAGGGUGGAACAGUAUUUGGAAGAGCUCCCAGACACGGAACAAAGUGGAGUAAACAAGUUCCUGCGAGGCCUCGGUAACAAAAUGAAGUUCCUUCACAAGAAGAACUAGCUCCUUCCUGCUGAAACACCAACCCAAAACCUAUUCAUGGCACCGUGCGAGACACCUGCGGCGCGGAGUGCGGAGCAGGAGGAGAGCGGAGCGAGCUGAGGCAGCUCCAGGCGGUGACCCGUGGAUGCUGUGUCAGUGUGCCACACGAUGGCUCCUCCGUGGUUUUGGGCAGAGUUUGUACAUAAUGUGCUGUAAGCUUUUGUAACUGAUUUUGUAAUGAGCGAGAAAACUGUGGUAAAUAUUUGUAUAUUCCUGAGAAUACCAGGUGCUUGUUUUUUCCUUUAGUAUGAGUUGAGUUAUGCUUGGUGCAAAAACGAGUAGCUGAUUAUGUGCAGCUGACUGUCUCAGCAGAACCACUGACUCCAAGGGAUGUUUGAUGCCUGAACACUGCGGGGUGAAUGAGCUCGGGUACGUGGGAGAGGUUGUACGCACAGGCGCUUGUCUGUCUGUCUGUUUCCUUCAAACUGAUUUUAAAGGAGAAAUAACAAAGUAACUUAAUAAUAAGGUACUUGGUUCACAUUGCAGAACCUCCACUUGGUUUGAACUCUGGUCAGUAAACUCCUUAUAACCCACUGUGCACUAAGAUGCUAAGCCUGGGGAGAUCUCAGCACUCUGACAUGCAAGCUGCAGCGAGUAGGUACAGUACAGCCUUUCCUAGUGUAUGUAUGUAUGGAUCCUAAUAAACUCUGUAAAUAGA
This is a messenger RNA of Serinus canaria (Common canary), 4751 nucleotides long. RefSeq names its product DENN domain containing 2B (gene DENND2B). Lineage: Eukaryota; Metazoa; Chordata; Aves; Passeriformes; Fringillidae. Bases 689 to 4054 code for a protein of 1121 amino acids. Gene Ontology annotation, biological process: positive regulation of ERK1 and ERK2 cascade. The transcript has 23 exons. The record is from RefSeq and is a predicted model, not a curated record.